AUGACCAUCUCUGUGACUUCGUCGACGUCUCCCGGUGAGACUGUAGCACCUUCCUGGUCUGUGACUUUAGUGAACUGUCCGAUCUCGCGUAUCCACUCCCUCAGCUUAGCGAUGAAUGCUUUAGCCUUCUCUGCGUCAGUUCCUUCUUUGACGUCGAAAACACGCUCAGCAGCGCGUGCAAGGUUGUACUGGCGCUCUUCGAUGAACUCCUCGAGGAGGAAAGGUGUGAUGAUUGAGAGUGUCGAAGCGUGA
Trichomonas vaginalis G3 is the source of this 252-nucleotide messenger RNA. RefSeq lists its product as uncharacterized. The transcript has a single exon. The coding region runs from base 1 to 252 and encodes 83 amino acids. Lineage: Eukaryota; Parabasalia; Trichomonadida; Trichomonadidae. The record is from RefSeq and is a predicted model, not a curated record.